CGGGGUCGUUGCCUGGCUCCUCCUGCCUCUAGGCUGCUGCGUCACUCGGGCCGAGGUGCGGCCCGAGGAAAGAGAAGGAGGAGAACGCGCUCCUGCCCGGACCCCCCCGGGAGAGGAGGGGGAGGAAGACACCGAGCCACAGUGAGGGGAAGAAGAAGAGGAGGAGGAGCCGGGGGAGGAAUCUGAGGGGACCCUGGGGUUCUUGUUAAAAUGUGAUGGAGGGACGAGAGCCCCCGACCCGACCUAGCCGCACCACACCUGCCAGCCCCAGAGUGACCCCUGCUCUGGUGAAACGGCCUCGUUUCCAGACUCUUGCACGUUUUUGGGAGGGGCAAGAUGUUCUAGCUCGGUGGACAGACGGACUUCUCUAUCUGGGAAUCAUCAAGAAGGUGGACAGUGCGCAAGAGACGUGUUUAGUUCGCUUUGAAGACAACUCCCAGUUCUCUGUGCUUUGGAAGGACAUCUUCCCCCCUGCUGUGCCAGGGAAGGAGCAGUUGUGCUGCGUGUGCAGUUCCCAGGCCUGCACCUCGGACAACAAACUCGUGCACUGUGGGAAGUGCAAACACGCUUAUCACCAGGAAUGCCACGUCCCCAGUGUUCCGUGCGAUACAGAUAGUGCCGGGAGUUCCUGGAUGUGCAGGCAAUGUGUCUUCGCAGUGGCUACCAAGAGAGGCGGUGCUCUCAAGAAGGGCCCCUACGCACGCUCCAUGCUGCACAUGAAGCUUUCCCUGCCUUACCAGUUGAAGUCUUUAGAGUGGGAUCCACUGCACCUAACCAAUAAACAGCAGUGUUACUGCUACUGCGGGGGGCCUGGAGAAUGGAACAUGAAAAUGCUUCAGUGUUGUCGCUGUCUACAGUGGUUCCAUGAGGCUUGUACACAGUGUCUGAGCAAACCCCUUUUAUACGGAGACAGGUUUUAUGUGUUUGAGUGCUCGGUGUGUACAAGAGGUCCAGAGAACGCCUGGAGGCUUCCCCUGGGAUGGGUGGAUGUGUCGCACCUUGUCCUGUAUCACCUCAGCAUUUGUUGUAAGAAGAAAUACUUUGAUUUUGAACGGGAAAUCCUGUCCUUUGUGAAUGAGAACUGGGAGAGCCUGCUAGUGGGAGAUCUCACAGACACCCCUCGCUCAGACCGGUAUUCCCACCUGCUCCACGCACUGACAGCUCAGAAGGACAGGUUUAUCUCUGGGAAGGAGAUUAAGAAGAAGAAGUGUCUAUUCGGGCUACAGAGCCGUGUACCUCCUCCUGCCCCACAGACGACGGUAACCGAGCUGAGACUACAGGAGACAGACGUAAGAGGGUCCACUCCUUCUGUAAGUUCCCUUUCAGGGAGGAUGGGGGUCCCGAGACGCCCCCCACACAGAAGGAAGAAGCUGAGCAUAAAGCAGCGGACGCGGAAGGAGAGGCAGAAGCUGCAGAAAGCUCUUACCCAGGAUGUGGUACAAAAUCCAUUUAGUUCUAACCAGAGGUACCAGGGAUACCGCGGUAGCACCUACAACUUCCGACGCACAGGAGCACGCUGCCUACAGAGCCCUCCAAUUCGGAUGUUCGCCUCUUUCCACCCAUCUGCAAACACCUCUGGGUCUGUGGCCGCUUCUCUGCAGUCCAGCGAGAUGUCUCCCGCAGUCUCAGAAGUGUCCCCACUGCUCUCCGAAGUAUUGGAGUCAUCCAUCCCUGUUGCUGAACCCGCCUCUCCAAACAAUCCCCGGUCCUCUCCUCCUGAUCCCUCGUCCUCGUCCUCCUCAGAGGGUUGUUGCUGGUCAGAGACUGUAGAGCAAGGCAACCGUGUGCUGGCCCGCAGGGUCACUCCACAGGGGGCCAUUCAGUAUUUGGUGGAGUGUGAAGAUGAGAACAUCUUCUGAAUGCUCCGGAUGAUGGUGAGGGAGAACCAGAAGGAUAACGCGCUCUGCUCCAUGUGCUACCUGCGAAGAAUCCCCAUCUUGGCUUACUGUACAUACAGCUCUACAAGGAUAAUCCUGAACUAUAUGUACACGCGUGUACAUAGCCGUGUUUGUGCUUCUUGUCCUGUCACGUGUUUAUACAGUGUCAGCUCCGGAAGGUUGCGUUACAUUACAGUGGGACAAUUUGCUGAUUUUAAGGAAAUCUGAUUUUUUUUUUUCCCUUUGUUGUAUCUAAUCAUUUACUAUGUGGGAUUGAAGGUCCGAUGUUCUGUCUGUUCAAGGAUCUGGUGUAAGAUGAUGUCUGUAUGUUGAAUGAUCAUGCGGGUUCUUGUCUGCAAGAAUCUCCAUGAAAGAAACACAUACAUGUCUGUCCGGGGUUAUUAAAAAAGUGAGAUCAGUUUC
Pseudophryne corroboree (corroboree frog) is the source of this 2300-nucleotide messenger RNA. It is a transcript of the gene PHF1, whose product is annotated as PHD finger protein 1. The record is from RefSeq and is a predicted model, not a curated record. The coding region runs from base 216 to 1859 and encodes 547 amino acids. Gene Ontology annotation, biological process: regulation of DNA-templated transcription; chromatin organization. Gene Ontology annotation, cellular component: nucleus. Gene Ontology annotation, molecular function: chromatin binding; DNA binding. NCBI's taxonomy places the organism in Eukaryota, Metazoa, Chordata, Amphibia, Anura, Myobatrachidae. The transcript is spliced from 15 exons.